This is a messenger RNA of Eimeria mitis, 819 nucleotides long. RefSeq lists its product as uncharacterized. NCBI's taxonomy places the organism in Eukaryota, Apicomplexa, Conoidasida, Eucoccidiorida, Eimeriidae. The coding region runs from base 1 to 819 and encodes 272 amino acids. The record is from RefSeq and is a predicted model, not a curated record. The transcript has 3 exons.
AUGCUGAUACUGCAGCAGCAGCAGCAGCACUGGCAGCAGCAGCAGCAGCAACAGCAGCAGCAGCAGCAGCAGCAGCAGCAACAGACCUCCAUAAGCAUUGACGGCUUCGCGGGGGACGCCUCUGUUGAGCAGCAAAGACACAACCUCCGUCUGUCCCACAGCAGCAAAAUCCACACCAGCAGCAGCAGCAGCAACAGCAGCAAUAGCAACAGCAGCAGCAACAGCAACAACAGCAGCAGCAGCAGCGAUAGGAAGCAGAACGUAGAUGCAGCAGCAAGAAAAGCAGCAGCAGCACCACCAACAGCAGCAGCAGCAGGAACAGACGCAGCAACAACAGCAGCAGCAACAACAACAACAGUACGGCCAACAGCAGCAGCAGCAGCAACAACAGCACCGCCAAUAGCAGGAGCAGCAACAGCAGCAGCAGCAACAGCUGCAACAGCAACAGCUGCAGCAGCAGCAGCAGCAGCAGCAGCAGCAGGGAGUUUACUUUGUCUGACUAUUGAAGGCUCUCCUUGGCAGCCCGAGACCGCAUGCAGCAGCGCAGGGAAUCCGUUGUCUCGCUGCAGCAGCAGCAGCAACAGCAGCAGCAGCAGCAGCAGCAGUAAGAGUAGCAGCAGCAGCAGCAGCAAGAGGAGCAGCAGGGACAGUGAAACCGCUCUAUCGACGAACGCAGCAGCAGCAGCAGCAGCAGCAAAAGCAGCAACAGCAGCAGCAUCAAUAGCCUCAUCAGUCACAGCAACAGCAAGACCAACAGCAGCAACAACCGCAGCAGCAGCAGCAGCAACAGCAGAGCAGCAGCAGCAGCAGCAGCAGUAA